This is a messenger RNA of Andrographis paniculata, 6681 nucleotides long. RefSeq lists its product as uncharacterized. Gene Ontology annotation, molecular function: snoRNA binding. The coding region runs from base 137 to 6469 and encodes 2110 amino acids. Lineage: Eukaryota; Viridiplantae; Streptophyta; Magnoliopsida; Lamiales; Acanthaceae. The transcript is spliced from 38 exons. Gene Ontology annotation, biological process: positive regulation of transcription by RNA polymerase I; maturation of SSU-rRNA from tricistronic rRNA transcript (SSU-rRNA, 5.8S rRNA, LSU-rRNA). Gene Ontology annotation, cellular component: t-UTP complex; 90S preribosome; small-subunit processome. The record is from RefSeq and is a predicted model, not a curated record.
UUGAAAUUAAACCCUAACAAAAGCUCGUCAUCCCAGUUUCAGACAGUAGCUAGGGUUUUGGGGCGUUCCUAAACCCCUUGAGAAGACACUCGUCCCCCAUCUCUGCUCUGCAUCGCCUUCCUCAACUACGGAAAGGAUGGCCCUAAGUACAAUUUCGUCCCAGUUACGGUCGAUAAAAGACGCUCUGAAUGCUUCUACUGACCCCGAGCCCGGCAGGCGACGGCCAUUGACGCGUCCCUCAUUGCUAUUUGAUCCUAGAGCCGCGGCCGAUGUCGAUGCCGAGACCAUUCUCCAGUUGGCUCUAUCUGGUUUGGAGGUGCUAAUAACUAUGGAGGAGAGAUUCAGGAGUUACAAAGACGAUUUAUUCAGUCAGCAGAGUAAAGAACUGGACAGGGAUUUGCUUGGCCAAGAAGAGAACACAAGAAUCAAUGCAAGCAUUUGUUCUUAUUUGCGGCUGCUUUCUGGUUAUCUCGAGUUGCACUCUGCGGUGAAGACAUUGGAGUAUUUAAUUCGCAAAUACAAGAUUCAUGUAUACAAUACAGAAGACUUUAUUUUAUGCGCAUUGCCCUACCAUGUCACGCAUACAUUUGUUCAGAUAGUGCAAUUAAUUGACACAGGUAAUAGUAAAUGGAAGUUUCUUGAUGGAGUUAAAGCAACGGGUGCAUGGCUGCCAAGGGAGGUCAUUGUGCAGCAGUGUAUUCGAGAUAUGGGGGUUUUGGAAGCUAUAUGUAAUUAUGGAUUACCCGUGAAGAAGAAUCUACCAUCAAAGCCUGUGGUUGGAUUCUGCACUGCAGUUGUUUUUGAGGUUUUGGGACAAGUUACCGUUGAUAAUAAUUUUGUGAAGAGGAUUCUUCCUUAUGUAAGUUCUGGAAUGCAACAUGGUGCCAGAAGACUAAAUCAGAAGGCUGGGGCUCUUAUGAUUGUGAGUUUGCUAGCCCAAAAAGCAACCCUGGCACGAAAUGUUGUCAAAACCUUGUUGCAUUCUGUGGCUGAUGUAGCUAGGGAAGAAUCAAAGGAAAGAGGUGAUUUGCAGUGGCUGCGCAUGUCAAUGAUGACUAUAAUAACCAUUGUGCAGUUUCAAUCUGUGGAGAUGAUCCCGAAGAAGACUCUAGAUGUGUUAAAUGAAAUCAGGGAUUUAUUAGGGAUUCUUUUACAAUUGACCAAGGACUUCAACACCGAUAAGUUCUCAGCUGUCUUUCUGGAUUCUUUAUUAGAAUACAGUACUUGUGAUGAGCUCUGUCAUCAGACUCUAUUGGGAGUGAUAAAGACUCUUCCUAUUAAAGCAUAUGUUAACCACACAGUUGCUAGACUUCUUGCCAUGGGCAUGAAGAUAUCAGAGGGCAAGUUGAUUAUGGCAUCAUCGGAAUCAGGUAGCCAAGUCAAAAAGAUUUUGGUUUCCAUUUGCCAGAAAUAUCCGAGUGAAUCACGCGAAGCCUUUCAUAGUUUCACGAAGGAUGCUAAGACUCAGUCCAAUAAAGUCCUAUCAAGCUAUGAUUUACUCUGCAAUAUAUUCGAUGAAGAUUUGGACACAUCACUGGAAUUUCACUCUCCAAAGUUGUUUUUUGCUUUGGAAAGUUCGGAGGCCGAGACCCGAAGAUUAGGAGUUUUGGGCUUGGAUGUAGCCAGUGUACUUUUGGAGAAAGCUUCUGGCUCAAAGAAAUUUGAUGCAAUUCGGGAUGCAUUGAUCCGGCGGAUUUACGAUGAGGAUCUAAAUGUUGUGCUGGCAGUUCUCAACUUGAAGAGCAUGCCUGAAAUAUUAGAUUCGUCAAAUCUGAGUGAAGCACUCCAGCAUCUGCUUAAAAGAUGCACCGAUGUCCUACUUUCAAGUGUAGCCACAAAUGCAGCUCUCCCCAGGGAUGUUGCUUUAUUGUGCCUGCAACAAGCUGUUACAAAUUUCAAAGAUCAUAGGGAAAUAGCACCAUCUUUAGCAACAGCUAUCUUCCCUCUGCUUUUAAUUCGAUCGAAGACCCAGAAAUAUAAUUUGAAGGCUUUGGAACUGGCUAAAGAAAUUCAAUGGCCUUUCUAUGAGGACCUUGUCCUUGUUCCAUGUUCAGAGAAGAAACGCGACCUUGCGCAGAUUUCCUCAAUUAAUUGUGAAAAUAUAAAGAAGUUCACCGAAAAAUUUACAUCACGCCUCGAGGAGUACAUGCCUUGGCUUGUUAAAUGCUGUGGUUACCAUGAAAUCUCAAAAACAAUAUUCUUUUUGGUUCUGUUUCAGUCACUGGAAAUGUUGAAAAGAGAUGAUGCCCAGCUUUCCAAAAUUUUCUGUAGUUUCCCAAUUCUAAAAAAUGAGUGGGAAAUGCUCGAGUCCCAGGGGAUAUCUACAGAGAUGAGCAAGAAAAUAAAUUUGGGUGGUGAUGUUAAAGGAAUCCUAGAAGAUAUUGACAUGGAGAUCAAUGAUAUAAAUACUGAGGUUCUGGCUUGUUUGUUUUGGAGGUUCUCUGAAACUUUGAUUGCAACAGCACAUGAGGAUAUGCCUUCUUUGGAUACAGAAGGAAAAUCUAAAGGCAUGCUUCAGGACCUGUUUUUGUUCUUUGUAUGUCACUCUAAAGAUAUUUUCAGAAAACAUCUGGAAUACCUUUAUGCAAAGUGCAAGUUCUCUAUCACUGAAAUAAUGUUGAAACAGCUUACAGAAGAAGGAGCUCCCUAUGCUGCUCAAAUCGAGAACCUUCAUUUUUUCUCACAUGUUUGUUCCCAGCUAGAUGAAAGUUCUUCCCGUAAACUGCUUGAUGGUUUCCCUUCUUUUCUUGUUCCACUAUCAUGUGAUAAUCAGAAUGUACGGAUGGCUGCCAUGAACUGCAUUGAAGAGCUGUAUACAUUGUUGACCAAUAUUGUUGGCAGGAAUGGCAAUAUUGAAAAUUGGCUGGAUUUUCUUGGAGAGCUGUUUCCCCUAAUGAUCCAGCAAAAAAAGUUGAUUUUAUCAGACAUAAAUGUUCUGGUUUCUCUCUUGAAGUCAUUUUUCAGUUCUUCUGACAGUCUUCUGGUGCAAAAAGCUAUUGGCAAGAGGUUUGAUGAUUCCACCAAACGUAAAAUCUUGGAAUCCAUGGUCAACUAUGCACUUAUGCUUCCUCCUCAUGCAAAGUUCAAUGUUCUUUCGUUGGUCAAAGGUGCGGGGAGUAAACUUGUUUCUGUUCCUGGGGUGAAAUUAUUAUUAGCUGCACUUUUGAAAAGAUGCAAUCAGUUAUCACCAAGUGAGCUUGAUCUGUUAUGCCUUCUACUGGAGUGCUUCACUAAACCUACUUCAUCUCCUGAUGCACAUGGCUUGGGCAACUUAGUAUUGGAAGCUUUGCAGGAAUUUGGUGGUGCAGUGGGAUCUGCAAUUGUGAAACCAUGCCUUAUCAUUUUGAGAAAUCUUAGCAGUUUGUAUGGAGAUAUGAAUGCUGAGAUUCAGGAGAAUAUCUUCAGAAAUCUCUUGGUCUUGUUCAGAAGUGCCAAUGGUGAUAUACAAAAUUCUGCUAGAGAUACCUUGUUACAAAUUAAUUUAGAUUGCUCAAUGCUGGCGAGGGUUCUUGAUUCCAUUUUGAAUUAUAAAGCUUCUACUGCUGUUUCAUCACAUCGGAAGAAGCGCAAUAAAUCAGUCAAACCUCAACAUCCUGACCAGGCUGCAGGCCAUGGCAGGGAAAACAUUCUUCAUUUGUUGAGUGCUUUUCUUGAUGUGUUGCUGAUGAAGAAAGACAUUGAAAACAGAGCUUCUCUUGUUGGCCCUUUAUUUAAGCUGCUCCACAUAAUUUUCCUUGAUAAUGAGUGGAUGGUUAAAGCUACAGACCAAGAUUCUUCUCCAACUGAAUCUGGUACAACAGCUUACAUCCAACAGACUCUGCUGUUGACUGUGGAAGAUAUUUGUGCUUCAACUAAAAAUGAUAUCCAACAGAAAGAUCCCUUCCCGUUAUUAGUCAGUUGUGCUCGUUCCUCGCGCGACGCUGUUACUUGCAACCAUGUGUUCUCACUGAUAACCACUCUAGUAAAAAUCAUGCCAGAUCAAGUCUCGGACCAUGCUUUGGAGGAUAUUCUCACAGCUGUUGGAGAAACUACUGUGACUCAGUUUGAUAGCUACUCUCAAAGUGUAUUUGAAGGCCUCAUAUCAGCUAUUAUACCCUGCUGGUUGUCUUCAAACAAGGAUAUGGAUCAAUUGCUCCAGAUUUUUGUGGAUAUAUUGCCUCGAGUUGCAGAACACAGGAGACUUUCAAUUAUUAAGCACGUAUUGAGGACUCUUGGGGAGGGUGAAAGUUUGGGGUCGUUGCUCUUCCUCCUGUUCUGCACAUUAGUGUCAAGAAAAGCUUUAAGUAGUCUCCUUGAUAAUGACCAUACUUUUGAUAACCUGACUUUUGCCAUCAGUAAGCAGUGGGAGUAUGAAUUUGCCACACAUCUUUGUGAGCAGUAUUCAUGCACAAUUUGGCUUCCGUCUCUUGUACAAGCACUUCAAAAAAUCAGGAGCAAGACAUUGAGUGAAAACACAAUCAUGCAAAUAUUUGUUGCAAGGCAAUUUGUGGCGGACAAGCUGCAAGAUUCUGAAAUAUCUGAUAAGCUUUUGUUAGAUGAUGGUUUAAACAGUAUUCAGACAACAUUUGGUGAACUCGUGGAGGAAGUUGUAUAUCACCUGCAAUUGGUUGACAUGAAAAAGAAGCAUGUUGGUGUUCUGGUUGUUCUGAAGACUGAACUGAAGGAGCAUAUCAGAGAUGUUUUGAAAACCCUCACAAAAAGCCUCCAGCCUUUUGCCUAUUUUGAAGUAAUUGGUAAAUUGAUCGGUCAUGAUGACAAAGACGUGACGAAAAAGGCUCUUGGUAUAUUAUGUGAGACCAUGAAGAACUUGGGGGAAAAUCCGAAAACCAAGAAGAAAGGUUCAGUUUCUAGUGUGGAAAACGCAUGGAUUCAUUUGGAUAGCAAUUCGCUCGUAUCAUUUAACAACUUAUGCAUGAAGAUUCUGGAAUUAGUCAAUGUGGCUGAUGAUGUCUUAAGUAACUCCCUGACAAUGGCAGCAGUAUCUGCAUUGGAAGUUUUGGCGAACGUGUUCCCUUCACAUGAUGGGGUCUUUAUCAGAUGCCUUGGAUCUGUUUGCCAACGGAUCUGUUCUGGCAAUUCUGCCCUUUCUAGUCAUUGCCUUCGGGCAACUAGUGCUUUAGUUAAUGCACUUGGGCCGAAGGCAUUGCCAGAACUUCCAACCCUUGUGGAAUGUGUCCUGGGGAAAUCUAAGGCUGAUGUCUCUUCGAGCUCAGCAGAUGCACUGUUCAUGUCUAUUCUAUUGACCUUAGAGGCAGUAGUUGAUAAGCUUGCUGGAUUUUUAAAUCCUUACUUGGGAGACAUUUUAAGACUCGUUGUGUUGCAUCCACACUUGUCUUACUCCCCAGAGCCAAAGCUGAAAACAAAGGCGGAAUCCGUGCGCAAGCUUAUAACUGAAAAAAUCCCAGUUCGGCUUCUGCUCCCACCCGUGUUGUCCAUGUACAUUGAUGCUAUUAAAUUUGGGGAGUCAAGUUUAUCAAUUGUUUUUGAAAUGCUGAGCAACAUGGUCGGCACAAUGGAUAGAUCAUCUAUCAGCAUCUAUCAUGUGAAAGUUUUCGACCUGUGCCUGCAGGCUCUUGAUCUGCGCCAUCAGAAACCUGCUUCUAUUCGGAACAUUGAUGCAGUUGAACAGAAUGUCAUUAAUGCUGUUGUUACACUCACUAAGAAACUCACAGAGACGAUGUUCAGGCCGCUUUUUAUCAAGACCAUUGAGUGGUCAAGUAUGAUUGCCGAAGAAGGUUCGGAUAAUGCCCCUGAAAAAGCUAUUAGCCGGGCCAUCGCAUUCUUCGGCUUGGUAAACAAACUUGUGGAAAGCCAUCGGUCACUAUUUGUCCCAUACUUCAAGUACUUGCUCAAUGGAUGUGUUCGAGGCCUUUCCGGGGAUGCAGGUUCACAGACUGGCUCGACACGGAAGAAGAAGAAGGCGAAGCACGGCAAUGAAACGAAGGACCAAGACAGCACACUAUCUCUAGAAGCCUGGCAUCUUAGAGCCUUGAUUAUAUCAUCUCUGCAUAAAUGCUUCCUCUACGAUACUUCAAGUUUGAAAUUCCUCGAUUCUUCUAAUUUCGAGGUACUUCUGAAACCUGUUGUGUCACAGCUCGCUGUCACUCCUCCAGCACAAGUGGAGGACUAUCCCGAUGUUCCAUCGGUGGAAGAAGUGGAUGAGCUUCUCGUUGCAUGUGUUAGUCAGAUGGCAGUUGCAGCUGCUUCCGACCUUCUGUGGAAGCCACUGAAUCACGAGGUGUUGAUGCAAACUCGAAGCGAAAAGAUUCGGGGUCGAAUAGUGGGGCUGAGGAUCAUAAAAAGUGUGGUGGAGAAGCUGAAGGAAGAAUAUCUGAUAUUCCUGCCGGAGACGAUACCGUUUGUGGCGGAAUGGCUGGAGGACAUGGAGCCGACUGUGAGGUCUCUUGCACAGGAGAUUAGGAAGGAGAUGGAGACACUCUCUGGAGAAUCACUUGCUGAUUACUUCUGAAACUACAUAUACAAGUAAAUCUCUCUUUUCUCUCUCUCUCUCUCUCUCUCUCUCUCUCUCUCUCUCUCUCUCUCUCUCUCUCUCUAUAUAUAUAUAUAUAUAUAUUGGAUUCACCAUUUUUGUAGUUUUUAGUAGAACUUUGCUUGGGUUAUGUUUCUGUAUUAUAUGAUUUCUCUAUAUUUUGAAAUUUGAUGGUGUACUUGUUUUUAUGA